AUGAGCCUCACAAACUACAUGGCCAGCCUCAUGUCGGAGGCGCAGCAGCUCGGCAAGGCGUACGUGGACUCGCUUGUUGCCCCGGGGGAGCAAAAGGACCACGACGCGCCCGGCGGUCGUGCGACGGCGACGGUGGCGACGGUGACGCCGAUAUUUGCCUCCACGCACAAAACACACGGCGACUCCGCCACCGCCGAGCACAGGCGGAACCUCGACAGCAGCACCACUAGUAGUGCGCACUCGGCGCACCACCGCGGGGUCGCGGCGGCGGCCCGUGAUAAGGCGCACGAUGUGCGGCCGCAGCACGCGUCCGCGGAGAUCUCGGGGCAGCUCUGCGGGCACCUCUUGCGACCCGUCGAGGCGGCCGCAGAGAGACCCUCUUCCUCCGCGUCCUCCAGCGGACCCGUGGAGGCGGUGGCGGUGGCCUCGCUGCGAAGGCACGCGGUGAAGAAGGCGGGGAGGGCGCCCCGCUCAAGGUUUGGGGCGGUCAAAAUUCAGCCGGAGCCUGCGACGGCGGCGAUCGCCACUUCUGCCCCCGUCGGUGCGCCGCCCCGGCAGUCGCGGGGUGAAAACACAGGCAGCUCUUCUUUGCCCGAAGAGAAACACGCGACGGUUGUUGCUGUGGCUGCCUCUCGUGCGGCUUCGCCGAGCUGCAGGCGGCGGCGGCAGCAAAGUAUUCUGCAGCAGCUUCACGCCAGUUUAGAACAGCGGGCGGCACCUGCAGGCGCAGGGUGGGCAAAAGACGCCCUCGCGCACUUUGCGACGAAGGUGGCAGUUAAGGCUCUCACGCCUGCCGCGACGGCGACGGCGCCUUCGACAAGCUCAGUGCCGUCGUCCUCCGUGGAGCUGCCCUCUGCAGAGGCCUGGCGCCAAACUGAGGUUGAGCUUCGACGCUCCGUGCGGCGUGCCAUACCCUGCGAGGUGUUCGGGCCGUACUCCUCCGCUCACGACAGCGCCACCGCGGUCGAUGCCUUGGUGCCUCCAGGGAAUGUAGUCUAUUCGAAUGGCCGUUGCGUGAUAACGCUGCAGCAAGCCCUUCGUGAGUCGCUGGCGACGGCACGGUGCUGGUGUGAUGAACAUCUCACUCGACCCACGACGCUGCCGCUGCUGCCGUCGUCGUCCAGUUCUGUUGCGGAGUGUGGGGUUUCUGCGUUUCUGGCGCAGUGUUUCACCCCGCUGCUGCGCACAGGGGUGGGGCAGGUCCAUGACGGGGCGCCGCGGCCUCCGCCCCUGCCUGAGCAGCGGCUGCAGCUCGAGAGAACGGCGCUGGAUGCGUGGGCGAAAGCGGCGAUGGAGCUCUUCUGCGAGAAAUUUCUUGCGGCGGAGGCGGCGGAGUUGGGGCGGCCUACGCCCGCGGAUGCUCGUGUAAGCCCCUCUGUGUGCCUGGAUGCCGUGGAAAGCGCCAUGCGUGACGGCACGGCCGCCCUCUGGCUAAUGCGAGAGGCGAUGGUUUUGACGCUGCUACUGCUCUGCGCCCUGCAGUCCUGCGCUUCAUGA
This is a messenger RNA of Trypanosoma conorhini, 1497 nucleotides long. RefSeq lists its product as uncharacterized. The record is from RefSeq and is a predicted model, not a curated record. The transcript has a single exon. Bases 1 to 1497 code for a protein of 498 amino acids. NCBI's taxonomy places the organism in Eukaryota, Euglenozoa, Kinetoplastea, Trypanosomatida, Trypanosomatidae.